AUGAAAUUGACUAAACCCAGCCUGUGCUUUACACUGACUCUGACUCUUCACACCAUGUUUGUGACAGCAGAAGCUCUUGAUGCCGAGGCUCUGAGAGUGCUGUCAGUGGGGGUCAGAGGUCAGUCCAGCGUCAGCAUUGCUGAUCUUCUGUCUGGAAAUAAAGAGCAGAAACAGAAGGACGGAGAGAUCGUGAAGACUCCAGUAAUGACAGACGAGGGUCGCAGACUGACGCUGGUCACUGGACCAAACCUCUGUGAGGACGACACAGCGAGACAGAACUUCACCACAGCGCUGUUCCUCUCUUCUCCUGGACCUCACGCCGUUUUAAUGCUCCUCCAUCUGGAAGAUCCACAAGCAGAGCUGCCGUGUGAUCUGCUCCAACAAGCCCAGGAGCUGCUGGGAGCAGAAGUCCUGCAGUACUGCAUUGUUCUUCUGCAGCCAAACCAGCAGGAACGCUUGACAGGAGCGUCCAGAGGGAUCGCUGGAGACAUGAUCAACGCAUGUGGAGGAAGAUUUCACAUCAUACCAGACGCUCAGACCAAACCUGCAGCUCUCCUGGAGGAAAUAGACAAGCUGGUUCAGCUUAAUGAUCACAGAUUUCUCUCAGUAUUGACAGAUUCAAAACCAAGUCAAUAUGCAAAUGGUAAAAAUGAUCUUUUGUCUGUAAUAUACGACACUUUAGGAGGAGCAGUUGGGACUGGAGGAUUGGUUUUCUGCAUUUCUCUCACCGCUUUCAUCGUUCACACUGAAGCAAAGAUCUUGAUGUUAAACGAUGCGGCUAAAGUGUGCGGAUUCUAUAUUUAUCUAUAUAGUUUCAGGUUUGCUUACAUGCUACAAUAUAAGAUGACACUGACUAAACCCAGCCUGUGCUUUACACUGACUCUGACUCUUCACACCAUGUUUGUGACAGCAGAAGCUCUUGAUGCCGAGGCUCUGAGAGUGCUGUCAGUGGGGGUCAGAGGUCAGUCCAGCGUCAGCAUUGCUGAUCUUCUGUCUGGAAAUAAAGAGCAGAAACAGAAGGACGGAGAGAUCGUGAAGACUCCAGUAAUGAUAGACGAGGGUCGCAGACUGACGCUGGUCACUGGACCAAACCUCUGUGAGGAGGACACAGCGAGACAGAACUUCACCACAGCGCUGUUCCUCUCGUCUCCUGGACCUCACGCCGUUUUAAUGCUCCUCCAUCUGGAAGAUCCACAAGCAGAGCCGCCGUGUGAUCUGCUCCAACAAGCCCAGGAGCUGCUGGGAGAAGAAGUCCUGCAGUACUGCAUUGUUCUUCUGCAGCCAAACCAGCAGGAACGCUUGACAGGAGCGUCCAGAGGGAUCGCUGGAGACAUGAUCAACGCAUGUGGAGGAAGAUUUCACAUCAUACCAGAUGCUCAGACCAAACCUGCAGCUCUCCUGGAGGAAAUAGACAAGCUGGUUCAGCUUAAUGAUCACAGAUUUCUCUCAGUAUUGACAGAUUCAAAACCGAGUCAAUAUGCAAAUGGUAAAAUUGAUCUUUUGUCUGUAAUAUACGACUCUUUAGGAGGAGCAGUUGGGACUGGAGGAUUGGUUUUCUGCAUUUCUCUCACCGCUUUCGUCGUUCACACUGAAGCAAAGAUCCCAAUGUUAAACGAUGCGGCUAAAGUGUGCGGAUUUGUAUUGUUUAUGUUCUAUCUAAGACAUUUUCUGCGUCCAGAUGUAGCUAUAGUGCUGAAUUUGGCUUUGUUAGCAUCACUAGCAAAUAUGCCAUUUGAAAAGGUUUGGACACCCUAA
Molecule: messenger RNA, 1755 nt
Organism: Danio aesculapii
Lineage: Eukaryota; Metazoa; Chordata; Actinopteri; Cypriniformes; Danionidae
Exons: 5
Coding region: 1-1755 (584 amino acids)
Molecular function (GO): GTP binding
Source: RefSeq, a predicted model, not a curated record